Molecule: messenger RNA, 1578 nt
Organism: Haliotis rubra (blacklip abalone)
Lineage: Eukaryota; Metazoa; Mollusca; Gastropoda; Lepetellida; Haliotidae
Product: cell death abnormality protein 1-like
Exons: 3
Coding region: 1-1578 (525 amino acids)
Source: RefSeq, a predicted model, not a curated record
AUGAAGGAAAGGGAUUUGCAGGAAAGGGGCACAGCUCUGGUGGUGCAGGAAAGGGGCAUAACUCUGGUGGUGCAGGUAAGGGACACAACUCUGGUGGUGCAGGAAAGGGACACAACUCUGGUGGUGCAGGAAAGGGACACAACUCUGGUGGUGCAGGAAAGGGACACAACUCUGGUGGUGCAGAAAAGGGACACAACUCUGGUGGUGCAGGAAAGGGACACAACUCUGGUGGUGCAGAAAAGGGACACAACUCAACUCCCAGUGGCGAAUGUCUGUGUGACAGUCAGUGCCAGUGGCGAGUGUCUGUGUGACAGUCCCAGUGGCGAGUGUCUGUGUGACAGUGACAGUUGCCAUUGUCUGUGUGACAGUCCCAAUAGUGAGCGUCUGUGUGACAGUCCCAAUAGCGACUGUCUGUGUGACAGUCCCAGUGGCGAGUGUCUGUGUGACAGUCCCAGUGGCGAGUGUCUGUGUGACAGGCCCAGUGGCGAGUGUCUGUGUGACAGUCCCAGUGGCGAGUGUCUGUGUGACAGUGACAGUUGCCAUUGUCUGUGUGACAGUCCCAAUAGUGAGCGUCUGUGUGACAGUCCCAAUAGCGAGAGUCUGUGUGACAAUCCCAAUAGCGAGAGUCUGUGUGACAGUCCCAAUAGCGAGCGUCUGUGUGACAGUCCCAGCGACGAGCGUCUUCCCAGUAUCGAGUGUCUGUAUGACAGUCCCAGUAUCGAGUGUCUGUGUGACAGUCCCAGUAUCGAGUGUCUGUGUGACAGUCCCAUUAGGGAGUGUCUGUGUGACAGUCCCAAUAGUGAGCGUCUGUGUGACAGUCCCAAUAGCGAGAGUCUGUGUGACAGUCCCAGUAUCGAGUGUCUGUAUGACAGUCCCAGUCGCGAGUGUCUGUGUGACAGUCCCAGUAUCGAGUGUCUUUGUGACAGUCCCAUUAGGGAGUGUCUGUGUGACAGUCCCAGUAUCGAGUGUCUGUGUGACAUUACCAAUAGAGAAUGUCUGUGUGACAGUCCCAGUAUCGAGUGUCUGUGUGACAGUCCCAGUAUCGAAUGUCUGUGUGACAGUCCCAGUAUCGAGUGUCUGUGUGACAGUCCCAGUAUCGAGUGUCUGUGUGACAGUCCCAAUAGCGAGUGCCUGUGUGACAGUCCCAGUAUCGAGUGUCUGUGUGACAGUCCCAUUAGUGAGUGUCUGUGUGACAUUACCAAUAGCGAAUGUCUGUGUGACAGUCCCAGUAUCGAGUGUCUGUAUGACAGUCCCAGUAUCGAGCGUCUGUGUGACAGUCCCAGUAUCGAGUGUCUGUGUGAUAGUCCCAGUAUCGAAUGUCUGUACGACAGUGCCUGUGGCGAGUGUCUGUGUGACAGUCCCAGUAUCGAGUGUCUCUGUGACAGUCCCAGUCGCGAGUGUCUGUGUGACAGUCCCAGUAUCGAGUGUCUGUGUGACAGUCCCAGUAUCGAGCGUCUGUGUGACAGUCCCAGUGGUCAGCGUCUGUUUGACAUCCCAGUACCCCCAUGUACAACCCUCCCCAACACCUCUCCUUCCCUGUCACCUCACCCAAAGGGCCAUGAAGACUACAAUCAAUAA